This is a messenger RNA of Clarias gariepinus (North African catfish), 1719 nucleotides long. RefSeq names its product 14-3-3 protein beta/alpha-A-like. Gene Ontology annotation, biological process: signal transduction. The record is from RefSeq and is a predicted model, not a curated record. Bases 164 to 898 code for a protein of 244 amino acids. The transcript has 6 exons. NCBI's taxonomy places the organism in Eukaryota, Metazoa, Chordata, Actinopteri, Siluriformes, Clariidae. Gene Ontology annotation, cellular component: cytoplasm.
GCUUAGAGUAAAGCAGGGCUGGCCCAGUUUAUAGGAAGCGGAUGUGUCAACUUUAGCGGAAGUGGUACAGCCCAGAGACAGAAGAACGAGAGGAGGACGGACACUCCAAGCGGAGCUUUCAUAGAGAAAAAAGCGGGACUAAAUCCUAUUUAAAUCUCUGACAAUGGACAAGAGCGACUUGGUGCAGAAAGCCAAGCUGGCCGAACAGGCAGAGCGCUACGAUGACAUGGCUUCUGCCAUGAAGGCUGUGACUGAGGGUGGCGUCGAGCUGUCCAACGAAGAGCGCAACCUGCUGUCCGUGGCCUACAAGAACGUGGUCGGGGCACGCCGUUCUUCUUGGCGUGUCAUCUCCAGCAUCGAGCAAAAGACUGAGUCUAACGAGAAGAAGCAGCAGAUGGCGCGCGAGUACCGCGAGAAGAUUGAGACCGAGCUGCAAGAGAUCUGCAAUGAUGUCCUGGGUCUUCUGGAGAAGUUUCUCAUUCCAAAUGCCUCUCAGGCUGAGAGCAAGGUGUUCUAUCUGAAGAUGAAAGGCGAUUAUUAUAGAUACCUGUCCGAGGUUGCAUCUGGAGACUCUAAGAGCACUACAGUGGACAACUCUCAGAAGGCCUACCAAGACGCGUUUGAGAUCAGCAAGAAAGACAUGCAGCCCACGCACCCCAUCCGGCUUGGUCUGGCUCUCAACUUCUCCGUCUUCUACUAUGAGAUUCUGAACUCGCCCGAGAAGGCCUGCAACCUCGCCAAGACGGCCUUCGAUGAAGCCAUCGCUGAGCUUGACACCUUAAAUGAGGAUUCCUACAAAGACAGCACCUUGAUCAUGCAGUUACUAAGGGACAAUCUUACCCUGUGGACGUCGGAAAACCAGGGUGAUGAGGCAGAUGCAGGCGAGGGAGAGAACUAGAGGAGCCACGCUGAUCUCCAAACACCCGCACACACACCCCCAUAUUACUUAAAAAAAAUACACAAAUGGCUUCCUCCAAACCCACCCCUACCCCUGUUAUCCAUUUUCUUACCUUUUUCCGUCAGCAGCCUGCUCCUUGUACCUACCCUCCCAUCCAGUCAUCAUGAAACGUACCCAAAGCAAGACACACACUGACGCCUCUUGCACAGGCUCCGGUGGCAGGGAUUUGAGGGAGGGGGGCUUGCAGGGUGACAUGCCAUUUUCAACAGGUCCACUCAUUUUGUUUGUGAAAUUUAUCAUGGUUGUACUGAAUAUUGGAUCCAUAUUUGUUGAGUGCGUGAGUGAGCGUGUGUGUGUGAAAGAGACUGAGUGUGUGAGGGAUUGUGUGACUUGUGAGUUGUUAAUGUGUGCGUGUGUUUUGGAGUCAGGGGUUAGUAACUCUAAAUAUUCUUCCUAAUGAUUCCUUUUUUUUCACCUCCAUAUUUUUUUCCACAUUAGCUGGUUUCAUUUUUUUUUUGUUACAGAUUUUUUUUUAGUGUAAUUUGUCAUGGUAUUUGCAGGUUUUAUUGUAUGGUUAUUAAACUGGCAGUUUAUUUUCACCAAGCACUGUAAUUUCUUGAGUUUUGUAUGGGGUAAUUUCUUUGGUUUCUUUCUUUUUUUUUUCUUCUUUUUUUCUUUGGGUUUUUUUUUUUUUUUUGGGACCUGUGAUGCUCUGCCUCUCAGCUUGAAUUCCUGGUUUCAGUGCUGCGGUUAUUCACUGAACGCCCUGUUCAGACACAUGGUCAGUGGGCCAUUUCAUAAAGUAAAUGUAUGAAAACCGA